AUGGCGGCGCCCGGGGGCUCUGCUGCCGCCUCAGUGUUGAAGGGGUUAAUUCAGCAAUUCACCGCCAUCACGGGUGCCAGUGAAAGUGCAGGCAAACAUAUGCUUGAAGCAUGUAACAAUAAUCUGGAAAUGGCUGUAACUAUGUUCCUUGAUGGUGGAGGAAUUGCUGAAGAACCCAGCACUAGUUCUGCAAGUGUAUCAAAUCUGCGACCACAUACAGAAGAUGAAGUGAGGGCACCUAUUCCUCAAAAACAAGAAAUUCUGGUAGAACCCGAACCCUUAUUUGGUGCACCAAAAAGACGUAGACCAGCUCGUUCAAUAUUUGAUGGCUUUCGGGAUUUCCAGACAGAAACUAUUCGGCAGGAGCAAGAAUUGAGAAAUGGAGGAGCCAUAGAUAAAAAGCUCACUACCCUUGCAGAUCUCUUCAGGCCUCCAAUUGAUCUGAUGCAUAAAGGAAGCUUUGAAACAGCCAAAGAGUGUGGUCAAAUGCAGAACAAAUGGCUCAUGAUUAAUAUUCAGAAUGUGCAGGAUUUUGCCUGUCAGUGUCUCAAUCGUGAUGUUUGGAGCAAUGAUGCUGUAAAAAAUAUUAUCCGGGAACACUUCAUUUUUUGGCAGGUAUACCAUGACAGUGAGGAAGGACAAAGAUAUAUACAAUUCUAUAAAUUGGGAGAUUUUCCUUAUGUGUCUAUCCUGGAUCCCAGGACAGGGCAGAAACUAGUGGAAUGGCAUCAGUUAGAUGUAACUUCUUUUUUGGACCAAGUGACUGGGUUCCUAGGUGAACAUGGGCAACUGGAUGGACAUUCCACCAGCCCUCCCCAGAAACGUACUCGCUCAGAGAGCUUAAUUGAUGCGAGUGAAGAUAGCCAGUUGGAAGCUGCAAUCAGGGCAUCGUUACAGGAAACACAUUUUGACUCUGAACAAAUCAAGCAGGAUAGCAGAUCAGAUGAAGAGUCUGAAUCGGAGCUUUUCUCUGGAAGUGAAGAGUUUAUUUCUGUUUGUGGUUCUGAUGAUGAUGAACCAGAAAGUUCUGCCAAAUCUAGAAAAUCUCCACACAAGGAUAUGGGAUGUAGAAAAGAGGAAGGCAGAAAACCUCAACCCGAACCAACAUCAAGAACUGAACCUGAAAUGAUAAUAAACCACAGAGGACUAUCUUCUAUAGAUUCAGGAGUGCUAGAAGAAACUGGAACUAAGCCAGAUGACUUACAGAAAGAGCCGAGCAUGAAUGGACCAAAAGCACAACUAAUGCUAAGAUAUCCAGAUGGGAAGAGGGAACAGAUUUCAUUACCUGAACAAGCUAAGCUUCUGGCUCUUAUCAGACAUGUACAGUCAAAAGGAUACCCCAAUGAACGUUUUGAACUCCUCACCAACUUUCCCCGGAGGAAACUUUCCCAUUUGGACUAUAACAUUACAUUGCAGGAAGCUGGUCUUUGUCCACAAGAAACUGUAUUUGUUCAGGAAAGGAAUUAAUUUCCUCCCUUAUCAUCUCCACCUACAGUACUAACUCAGUACAUAUGCAGAAUUGAAAGCAAGCAGCCAUUUCUCUCCCAUUCUUUAUGCUAUUCUUAACAAGUGAACGAAGUGAAAUUGGCAGAAAAAGUUCAUUGAUGCUGGAGGAAGGCUUAUGUGUUCAGUGGUUUGUUGCUGUUUCAAAAUAAAGUUGCCUAUACAUCCAGCAUGCUGCAGAAGAAAACUCCCGAGCAAGAACAAUUUUCUUCCCCUGAGAAAAAGAUAUCUGUUUUCUUUAAUACAUUCAUUUUUCAGAGAUCAUAUAACCAGGCAUUAAGGAAUUUUUCAGACAACCAUGUCAACAUGUGCAAUAUAUCUACACGGAAGAUAUUUUGUGUUUCCAAUUGACAUGUGCAUUGUUUGGUUUUCAGCAUGGGUUCUUUUUCCUUGGGUUCCACGUGUUCUGAAAUUAGAAUGCUUCCCACCGUAUACUGCUGGUUGUAUGUAAUAAAUUGUUACACAUUUAUGUGCACAGCUUUUUAGGAAAGAACCACAGGCUUUAAUGACUGUGAAGAGAUUCUGUGUUUUGGCUACAAGUCAAGUAAAAAACAAAUGAUGUGCUAGAUUCAUUGCCCAAGUAACCUUUCAUAAAUCAGUGACAUUGCAAAAGGGGCUGUAGAAUAUGGAACAUGAAAGUUGUAUGUACUGCUUUUGGUAGAGAGGAAUGUGGUAAUGAAGAAAAAUAAUAGAUGUACUUAGUAUUAUAAAGUUGCCUUGUGUAACCCAGAACUGCAGGCUUCUUCCUUUUCACAAUUAAAAUUGUAGAAAGGGAAUUGAUUUCUCUUUUUUUCUCUUCAAAAUAUUGCCAGAAGUGAAACAGUCAUAAAGGUUGAAUGUAAAACUUUUAAAACCUCUUCUUAAUGUUGUUUUCGUUCACUAUUCUGCCAUUUGGAUGUUUCUCCCAUUGACAUUUAGUGAAUGUACACAGAUUCUGGGCCCCAAGCAAGUAUCUUUUUUUCAGAAAUUUUGAAAUAUUUUUGAGUAACAAUUGAAUUUAAUUAUGUUAAUAAAAUUUAAUUUAAGUACAAAGCAGUAAACAUGGUUUCCCAACAAGAAAUGCGAUUUGAAAAAAAUUAAGAAAUAGCUGUUUGCCAUCGUUUGUUCUAAAUGGCCAAAAAAUUAUAGAUAUGUUCCAAAUACAAUGGCAGCUGAGUGUUGGAUCAUUGGGAUCUGAUAAUAUUUGGCAUUAAACUAGUAGGAUGGGUUGUAUUGCCAUUACAUUUGAUUAAUCCCUGUAUGUGAAUUUAAGGAUUAAAUAUAUUUAUGCUGCAUUGUAGAAUGAAAACAUUCCCCUACUUAUUUUUUUUCCUGUACAGAUACUAGUAACAGAUGUAAAACAAAUGUAGCAUGGAUUAAUAAGUAUUUUAUAAAUAGGCCACAAUUGCUUUUAUGUUCAAUCAAAACCAUGCAGCUAUUACAUUCCUAAAUUAAUGGAGACCCAGAAAUAUGCUCAGUAAUGGAUCAAGCUUUAAAUAUGUAAUGUUUUUGAACAUUGAUACCUACAAACAUUGGGGACAUAGGUAAAAAGAAUAGUGAAGGUUAAUGCUGUAGGUAGUAUUCUGUUAAAAUGUAUCUAGAUGCUUGUAUCAAAUACUAACAGUUGUGCUCUUAUCUUUUUUUUUAACCACCUUUCAUCCUUUAUUUUUCCUUCAAUUUUGUUGUGACCUUUCCUCCUGCCUUACCUUUCAGAAAUCUUUUAAAGUUCUUGGUCUGCUCCAGGAAAUAGAAACUUUAUCUUACACAUCUUCCAUUUGUUGAUUUUUAUUUUUAUCCUUAGAAUAGUCUGGAAGUUAAAUCAUGGUAACUGGAAUUCUUUUUGGUUUGAAAUCUUUUGCUGCUUAUUCAAGUAGCUUCUUCAGUCUGAAGAAAAAUAGUUUACAGAAUAUCCUUUAAAUAGUUUAGUAGCUGAAGGCCUUAUGAACUGUGGUUCUAAGACAUUCUGAAAAAGGGAGAAUUGUAGAAAGUGUCUUCCAAGCAGAAAAGCAGCACAUAAAUCUUAAUUAGGGACAAAAUUAUUAUAAUUGGAUAAUUUAAAAGUUAUUGUUACUAGUAUUUUUACAGGUUUUUGUUUUAAAUAUUACUGUUCAAGGAAUGUGGAUACGGGUUAUGUAAAAUAAGUUGUGAAUUAAUGCCUGAUUCUAGAUUGUCCUCUUUUGUCUCUAGACUUAAACAUCAUUCCAUCUUAUGCAAAAUAAGAUGGAAAACAGUAUAAACAAUGUAUACUGUUGUUUCUAAAAAUACAAUUUUAGUAAACGCAAUAGAACCCACUGGGGAUUCUAGUCUUUCAGUCCUAUUUCAGUUUGCUAUUGAAGCAGAUUAGUGAUCAUAGAGAACUUUGAAAUGAUCUUUGGAGGAUCCAUACACAUACCUAAACAACAACAGAUUCCUGGCAUUUGGAAUUUAGGGAAUAUCUAAACAUCAGUGAUGUUUGCUAUAAUUGACAAGCCUGCCAUCUGCAAAAUCAUUUGAGAUAAGCUCCUCAUUGUCAUUGUUUCACUUUUAAAUAUGCAGGUGUAAUAUUAGAAGAUGAAUUCAAAAGGCAUUCCAAAGUUUUCAAAUGAAAGUUUAUCUGUUUGGAGAAAUUGAUAUAUUAAUAUCAAUAUUUAACUUUGGAGGAUGUGAUUUGGAUUCUGAUAAAAUUAUGGUUCCUUCAAAACAUUUAACUUUUUAAAGUUGGAUUGCUAGCUUUAUAUUGUUAUAGCUUGAGCUAUGUAAAACUGUUGUCUACCUUUUUACCGAUAAUAGAAGCCAUUUCUUUUAAUUAUGAUAUAAUUUUAAAAUGAAUGGGGGAAGAGAUGUCACUGGCUGUGAUAAGAAUGAUCAAACUCAAGGCAACCUCUGAUCUAUAUGUACAACUGCUGCAUUUUUAUAAAUAUGUGUAAAUGUCCUUCCUAAUGUAAUAUUUUGAUCCUGAAAAUAAAUCAGACAUUUUCA
Molecule: messenger RNA, 4440 nt
Organism: Pseudonaja textilis
Lineage: Eukaryota; Metazoa; Chordata; Lepidosauria; Squamata; Elapidae
Gene: UBXN7
Product: UBX domain protein 7
Biological process (GO): proteasome-mediated ubiquitin-dependent protein catabolic process
Cellular component (GO): nucleus
Molecular function (GO): ubiquitin binding
Source: RefSeq, a predicted model, not a curated record